Suillus fuscotomentosus is the source of this 603-nucleotide messenger RNA. RefSeq lists its product as uncharacterized. Bases 1 to 603 code for a protein of 200 amino acids. Lineage: Eukaryota; Fungi; Basidiomycota; Agaricomycetes; Boletales; Suillaceae. The record is from RefSeq and is a predicted model, not a curated record. The transcript has 5 exons.
AUGUAUCUGUCUGCUUUCCAGGCGAAGGCCGUCAACAAGCCAUUAGUAGACGUUGAAGGUGUUCAUCGAAUACAACCAGGGUUUUUUGACGACCAUGUUAAUUCGUCAACAUCACCCAGUCACUGUACUGCAGCACCACGCCAAUCUAUGCAGCCCAGUCGCUUAUCCUCCCACAACCUUCUCAGCCUGGCUCAAAAUUUCAUCUCUGGUAUGCUACGCAGACGAGAUGGAUCGGCUAUAUGGUUGCCACCAGUAGUCGAGGUCCUGCUAACAGCGGGCAAGCCGAGGAAUUAUCAUGCCAGAAAGAAGCCCUCUACCAGCUCCUCUCAGCCUCCCAAGCCUCCUACCAUGCAACAACAUAACGGUGGAGCAACCCAAAGCAAUCUGCCAUCAUCACAGCAACCAAAUACCACUGCCACGGCAUCUGUUACAAGUAACAUCAGCUACAUGGCCCCCCUAUCAUUUUUCCCCUUCGUCCUCGCCCUCGUAUGCCUCCGGCUCGUAUUUCUCUACCGACUAUCCGUUGACCGGAUCCUCGGGACUGUUCCCGUCCCUCAUCCCCCUCCUAUCGCACCAACGUGCGCACGUGCCUUCGGGCUAUGA